AUGGGCCGAUUUUACAAUUGGAAGUGCGCCAUCAUCGCGUCAGCAGGCAGCUGCCUCUAUGGCUACGACAGUGCCAUCAUAGCAUCAACUCUUGCACAACCGGGGUUCAAUGAAUAUUUCACUCCCACUGCAAAAGUUGCCGGGGCCAUAGGAUCCAGCUACUAUGGUGGCGUCAUUGUUGGGCUGCUCGUGGUCCGUUUUCUCGCAGACACCUACAGCAGAAAAUAUACACUCCUCUUUGGCGGGACCCUGGGUCUCAUUGGAGCCAUUUUCCAGGUCGCCGCACGUGAAAUUGGGCUCUUCUUCGCUGGGCGUGUUCUAGCGGGAGUCUCUUCGGGCAUAAUGCUCACUACAGUUUCAAUUUACCAGUCAGAGAUUGCGCCACCGGCCGUUCGCGGUCGCAUGGUCGCUUUUCAGAACAUGGCACUCUGCGUAGCUGGUCUUCUUGCAUCGCUCGUGGGCUUUGCGGGCAACUUUGCUACAAACUUGAGUGUACAAUGGCGCGUCCCAAUUGCGAUUCAGAUCGUACCUGCGGUGGCGAUGAUAUCCGGAGUGUUUUUCCUUCCGUUCUCCCCUCGAUGGCUGAUUAUGAAAGGGCGCAACGAAGAGGCCAAGGUCGUUCUUCAACGUCUGCAUGAUGACAAUUCAGACCACAUGUUCUGGGAACGGGAGUAUCUUCAGAUUAGUGCUCAACUGGCGCUUGAAAUGGAAGAAUACAGGAAAGAGCCAUGGUUUCACCUCUUGACGAACAAAAGCGAGCUCAAACGAACAUUUUUGGCCAUUUGUGCCAUGACUUCCACCCAGACAAGUGGUGCAACAACCGUCCAAGUUUUCCAAUCCGUGUUCUAUGGGGGUCUUGGCUUUAGCUCGAGAAAGACGCUUGCCAUGGCAAUUGUAUUCCAGAUUUGUCUCCUGGCAGGUGGAAUUCUCAACAUCUCUACAAUCGAUUGGUUCGGCCGUAAGCUUCUCUUCUUGACCGGUCUCGGAGUUAUGACGGUCUUGCUGGCUAUGUUUGCCGCCUUUUCAGACAGAUUUGCGGCCACCGGUGCAAAUGGAAUAGCAUGGGGAAACGCAGGUGUCGCCAUGGUCAUGAUCUUCAUUUUUGUUUUCGGCACGACCUAUCUCUCCACCCCGUACGCAUAUGCGGCCGAAGUCCUUCCAACAAAAAUUCGAUCUUUGGGUUUGAGUAUCGCUCUCUUCGUCGGCAUGGGAAUAACUGUAUGCUUCACUCAAACGGCUCCGAUUGCAUUGAGUAAGAUCGGCUGGAAGUUCGACCUCGUGUUCAUCUCCUGCAACGUAUUCUUUUUCCUCAUUUUCCUUGUCAUGUGUCCUGAGACAAAGGGUCUAAGUCUCGAGGAAAUCAACAAGAAAUUUGGUGAGGUUGUCGUUGUCGAAUUGAACGAGGAAUCCCAAGAUGACAAGGGGGCUUUGUCGACGGAAGAAAAGCGGUCAGUAAACUACGAGAGUCUAGCCCAGCCACCGAUACUAACGACCCCAAGACACUACGAAUCUGUGGAUGAGGUUUAG
Molecule: messenger RNA, 1527 nt
Organism: Fonsecaea multimorphosa CBS 102226
Lineage: Eukaryota; Fungi; Ascomycota; Eurotiomycetes; Chaetothyriales; Herpotrichiellaceae
Exons: 8
Coding region: 1-1527 (508 amino acids)
Biological process (GO): transmembrane transport; carbohydrate transport
Cellular component (GO): membrane
Molecular function (GO): carbohydrate:proton symporter activity
Source: RefSeq, a predicted model, not a curated record